This is a messenger RNA of Xyrichtys novacula (pearly razorfish), 315 nucleotides long. Lineage: Eukaryota; Metazoa; Chordata; Actinopteri; Labriformes; Labridae. The record is from the annotation of a GenBank genome assembly.
AUGUCGGUGGGGGGAGGCUUGGAGCAAACUCCCAACCCCCCCAAGUACAAAGACACGAUGCUGGAAAUCCACACAUUUCAGGGAGGAGGAGGAGGAGGAGGAGGAGGAGGAGGAGGAGGAGGAGGAGGAGAAGAGAAACUCUUUAUGCAUUUCAAACCAUGUCUGUGUGUGUAUGUGUGUGUGCAUGCGUGUGUGUGUGUGUGUGUGCGUGCGUGCGUGUGUGUGUAUGUGGACCAGACUCUCAGAGGAAACAGACUCAUGUGGACCACCAACUGGACCCCCAAAAUCACCCCCACACACACACAGGAGUCCUGA